Messenger RNA from Eucalyptus grandis, 784 nucleotides. RefSeq names its product protein SPIRAL1-like 2. Gene Ontology annotation, cellular component: cortical microtubule, transverse to long axis. The transcript has 3 exons. Gene Ontology annotation, biological process: cortical microtubule organization. NCBI's taxonomy places the organism in Eukaryota, Viridiplantae, Streptophyta, Magnoliopsida, Myrtales, Myrtaceae. The coding region runs from base 179 to 559 and encodes 126 amino acids. The record is from RefSeq and is a predicted model, not a curated record.
AAUAUCAAACUUUUAAAAUCUUGUAUUUUUAAACUGAUUUUGUUUCAUUCCUCCACACAUAUAUAAGGAUAAUAGUCAUUUGGUUCACAAGGCAUUAUCUCCAACCCUAUUCUCUCCGCUGCUCAGGCCAGGACCUAGAAUUCUUCUUCCAGAACAAGGAAAAGAACAAGCAAACAGGAUGGGUCGUGGAGUUAGCAGCGGUGGCGGUCAGAGUUCUUUGGGCUACCUAUUUGGAAGCGGAGAGCCUGCCAACAAUAAUCCCCAGAAAUCUGCCAAAAGCGAGGGAAACGCUGUGAGCUCCUCAGAAAAUGCUCCAGCUCCAGCUCCAUUAGAAAAUGCUCCAACUCCAGCUCCACUUGAAAAUGCUCCAACUCCAGCUCCUGAAGCAGUUGAUGGCCGCACUCCAGCAGGCAACCCAGGGAGCCUGACCAACAACUACUUUCGCGCUGAUGGACAGAACUGUGGCAACUUCAUCACUGAUCGGCCGUCGACCAAGGUUCACUCUGCUCCUGGUGGCGGUUCAUCACUCAAUUACCUCUUUGGCGGUAGUGGGAACUGAACCUUUGAAGUUCUUAGCCGGCUAGCUGCUUUUAACUGAAGUAUUGCAGCAUGUAAGUUGUGGUUUAUAAAGUCUUUCGCCAUGCGAGGAACAAGUCGACAAAUUUGAUGAGCUUAUUCAUCUUAUUUGUGUAUGAUACCACACAAUGAUUCCCUUCUUUAAUUGAAGUAUUUGAGAAAAAUCUUGUCUUGUCAAGAUCAAUUAGGGAAAAAAUUUGUUCCUACA